Suillus discolor is the source of this 1572-nucleotide messenger RNA. RefSeq lists its product as uncharacterized. The record is from RefSeq and is a predicted model, not a curated record. The transcript is spliced from 8 exons. Lineage: Eukaryota; Fungi; Basidiomycota; Agaricomycetes; Boletales; Suillaceae. Bases 227 to 1213 code for a protein of 328 amino acids.
GUGUAGUACACUGGAAAGACCUUCAAGUUGGUCCAUUCAGCGCUCAUUUGAUUCACACAUCAUGUCCGGUCCGCGCACAGACAUUUCUGUUCUCAGCUCAGGUCACCAGACGAGAUCUCUAAUAAGUAACGUUACGAUAAGCCUGACAUUCUUGUUCCUCGCUCCGCAUGAUUGGUAUUGGUUGCCUACAUCCCCCUAGUGCAUCCCAGCGUGUGGCUCCUCCAACAUGGUGUCCUUGUGUUUCUAUCGUUUUCUGCCCAUAAUUCCAUAUAUUUCGACUAUCCUUGCCGUACAAGUGCAACCAGUCAAGCGCAAUAUCGGUUCAUCUGCCACCUGCAUGAGUGAAUACUCGUGGAUGGACGACAGUCAGGGCAACUCGCCUUGUCUUACAGUCGCUUAUGUAGAAGCUCCAUGUUAUGAGAACAACUAUGUCCAGCCAGUACUGCAAAGCGGCUACUCGUACACCUUGCCAAAUUCUUCGAACGCGAAUGCAUGCUACUGUUCUUGGUCGUCCUAUAAUCUUAUGAUGGCCUGCACUUUAUGCCAAGGAGCUAAUGAUUCUUCUGUCUGGGAAUGGCCUGCAUGGGCAGACGGAUGCGCUGCAAACCAAUCGUGGACACAAGAAUAUUUCCCUUCUGGAUAUGUGCUUGCUGGAGAUGCGUCCAUACCUUAUUGGGCUACUACUAAUCCGUCAACAUGGACAUACGCGACGUUCAAUAUCCCAGAUGCGAACGCUACCUAUCAAAAGAAUUCUUCUAGUGUCACCCCGGGCGCCUCAUCCCCAUCUUCCAGCAGUUCAAGUUCAAGCUCGAAGUCAACUGACGUGGGUGCGAUAGUUGGUGGCACCGUCGGAGGCGCAGCCGCACUCCUUUUUCUCGUCAUUGCCACCUAUAUACUGUACAGACGCCACGUAUACAGGAAUGCCUCCGUUAUCAACCAACAAGGGACGACCUUUAUACCACAGUCGGGCACACACAACCGUAUCCCCUCCGAUACAUCCAACUUUUCUGCAUCAAUGUCAGGUUCUCUUGCGCUGUAUGGGCAGCCCACCGUAUCUUCCUCGCAGCAGUAUGAGACUUCAUAUUCUCCACAACCUCAGACAGCAUACCCAUCUCUACAAGGUUCAUACUCGCCUAUUCCACGGACAGAUAUGACAGUCUACACCACACAUUCUAGCAACGGCCGACCUGGUGAUGCCAUACCAAUGGUUUAACAGUAAGGUGCAUCUUACAAGUUUUUAUACUUGACGCGCCCGCAUUCGGUACCUCAUACCUAUUAUCAAUCUCCUUCGAAAAUUUACCAUGACAAGCCACCGACGGGGAUCAGAGAAUUUCUUACUCUGCAUUCUAUCAGCACUUUACGCCGUCGUUCCCGCCGUCUUAUGAUGAUGUCACGAUGAUAAUGCCGUUGUUACAUAAAAUAACAAUGUUCUUAUUGAAAUUACUUAGCAUGCUUCUGUUGCUCCUUCGUUCUUUUCCAGAGCCCAGUUGGCGACUCGCACGAUCUUCAUGGAAAGCGACAUCAGCGGCACCCUUCCGAGCUUUACAGGACGAAGACUAAUACUAUACUUGC